This is a messenger RNA of Nothoprocta perdicaria, 1544 nucleotides long. It is a transcript of the gene CARM1, whose product is annotated as coactivator associated arginine methyltransferase 1. The record is from RefSeq and is a predicted model, not a curated record. Bases 1 to 1497 code for a protein of 498 amino acids. The transcript has 12 exons. Gene Ontology annotation, biological process: peptidyl-arginine methylation. Gene Ontology annotation, molecular function: protein-arginine N-methyltransferase activity. Lineage: Eukaryota; Metazoa; Chordata; Aves; Tinamiformes; Tinamidae.
AUGGCGCGGCGGCUCCGGCGGCGGAGCGCGAGGCGCCCUGUGCCCGCAGCCGAGGACGUGUGCGUGUUCAAGUGCGCCGUGUCGCGCGACACCGAGUGCAGCCGCGUGGGCAAGCAGAGCUUCAUCGUCACGCUGGGCUGCAACAGCGUCCUCGUGCAGUUCGCCACGCCCAACGACUUCUGCUCCUUCUACAACAUCCUCAAGAACUGCCGCGGGCACAACACGGAGCGCUCCGUGUUCAGCGAGCGCACCGAGGAGUCCUCGGCCGUGCAGUACUUCCAGUUCUACGGCUACCUGUCGCAGCAGCAGAACAUGAUGCAGGACUACGUGCGGACGGGCACCUACCAGCGCGCCAUCCUGCAGAACCACAGCGACUUCAAGGACAAGAUCGUCCUGGACGUGGGCUGCGGCUCCGGAAUCUUGUCCUUCUUCGCGGCACAGGCCGGAGCCAGGAAGAUCUACGCGGUGGAAGCCAGCACCAUGGCCCAGCACGCCGAGGUCCUGGUGAAGAGCAACAACCUCACGGACCGGAUCGUGGUCAUUCCCGGGAAGGUGGAGGAGGUGUCGCUGCCGGAGCAGGUGGACAUCAUCAUCUCGGAGCCCAUGGGCUACAUGCUCUUCAACGAGCGCAUGCUCGAGAGCUACCUGCACGCCAAGAAGUACCUGAAGCCGAGCGGGAACAUGUUCCCCACCAUCGGCGACGUGCACCUGGCGCCCUUCACGGACGAGCAGCUCUACAUGGAGCAGUUCACCAAGGCCAACUUCUGGUACCAGCCGUCCUUCCACGGCGUGGACCUCUCGGCGCUGCGCGGCGCCGCCGUGGACGAGUAUUUCCGGCAGCCCGUGGUGGACACCUUCGACAUCAGGAUUUUGAUGGCCAAGUCGGUCAAAUACACGGUGAACUUCUUGGAAGCCAAAGAGGGCGACUUGCACAGGAUAGAAAUCCCCUUCAAGUUCCACAUGCUGCACUCGGGGCUCGUGCACGGCUUGGCCUUCUGGUUCGACGUGGCCUUCAUCGGCUCCAUAAUGACCGUGUGGCUCUCGACGGCGCCCACCGAGCCGCUCACCCACUGGUACCAGGUGCGGUGCCUCUUCCAGUCGCCGCUCUUCGCCAAGGCGGGUGACACGCUCUCGGGGACCUGUCUGCUCAUCGCCAACAAGAGCUCGGGGUGGAUCUGGGGGGACCCCGAGAGCUCCGAGUGUCCCCGCGAGCUCCGUGUGGAUCUGGGGGACCCCGAGAGCUCCGAGCGUCCCCGCGAGCUCCCUGUGGAUCUGGGGGACCCCGAGAGCUCCGAGUGUCCCCGCGAGUUCCCUGUGGAUCUGGGGGACCCCGAGAGCUCCGAGUGUCCCCGCGAGCUCUGCGGCUCCGGCGGGCAGAGCGGCUCCGGCGGCGCCACCCACUACCCGCUCAACAGCCAGUUCACCAUGGGCGGCCCGGCCAUCUCCAUGGCGUCGCCCAUGUCCAUCACCACCAACACGAUGCACUACGGGAGCUAAGGGCGCCGGCGCCGCCCGCGCGGCCGCCGCCCAUGGACCUGGACAGG